CUCCUCGAUUGUCUUUGCAGCGGACAAAAGCAAAGGACUAAGUCUGUGAAAAGGAACGAUGGAGAAAGAUCCGUGGUGUGGCCCACAAACGCGGGGCUACUCAUCCGAUGUGAUGCCAGACUUGCCACCUCGAAACUGGGCAACGUGUAGAACCAGCCUUCCAGCCACGCUGGAUAAAGCCCAGCGUUUGCCGCACGCGCAUCAGCGAUCUCACAGUCACACCUAUUCGUCGGGAGACUGUGCACCCCAUGGCCCUGCACUGCCGCACAACAUUGCAUUUGCCGUGGUCGAGACGGACACUAGUAGUAGUACUAAGUCCGCGGGCGACGUGGGCUACUCCAAGAUCGGGCCAGCCUCCACCAGGGUCAAGGAGCGCGUUGACUACAUGACAGUUCAGCAAAUCUCAGCAGGAGACGAACGGCGAUGCCUCCCGGACGAAUCAAAGCGAAUACGAACUGGCAUCAAUGUACGGGAAACAGCUAGAUUGUUUGACAGCACCAGCUCCAAUUCGCAGGCCCCUUGCAUCCCUCGGCCACCCGUGCCGCGAAGGUGGCGAGCAGAGGCAGUGAAGCGAGCCAACACGGUUCCCGGUUCUUCUCAGUUUGUGCAGCCGCCGCCGCCAACUCCGAACAAUGGCCUGCAAAGUCAGGAGGGCGUCUAUUCGCAAGCCAAUACGGUGCUGCACGUGCGUUCCUUAUCGGAACAUUAUGACAGGGUCAUUCCGCGCAGAAAAGAGAUAUCGAGUUGUGCGUCGGGUGUUGGUCAAAGUCAAGGAGCAUAUCUACAAGGAUCGAGUCACCCGGUAGCAGAGCCAACAGAGUUCCCAUUCUCCAGCCCAGUAAGUCCGAAGAAGUCACCCUUGCCCAACUCAGUGCAAAGAGUUCCUGGAAUACGCUCUGCUCCGUCUUCUCCCAAGCUGGUGAGAAAAAACCGUCUGCCAAAGCAGGAGGAUCACCACUCUAUCCCAGUUAUCAAGAUGUCCGUCUUCCCUGAGAAUGCAACGGAUUUGCCAAAACAAACGGUGGCAGAUGAAGAACAGAAGCGCAUGAAGGUUCAAGCGAGUCAGCGCGAACUCCUACGGCCUCUCAACAUCCUCAUUAACGAUGUGUCCGCCAGCACCAGCAAGCAAACCAACCUGUUUCCAUCCAUCUUCCACCUGAAAAGCUUUGCAUACCGCCUAGGCCUGUCAGGCAGGCUGGUCGAGGAUCUCAUCGGCAAUGAAGUUCCGGAGAAGGAGAAGGAGAAGGGCGCCUUCUACGCCAGCAAGAUGCACAAGGUGAUGAUCGCCUGGAAGAACCGGUGCCAGCUGCAGGGAGAAUGUGACUUGGAAGUCGCACUGUUCCAGCACUUGGGUGAUAGUGGGCUGUCUUCACUUGUCAGCAUUGAUGACACUCAACCCGGCCAUUCCAAGAAGGUGGGACCAUACACAAGUCGAACACUGAUCACGUCUCCGCUUCUCAGGGAGAGCCGUCCCAAAGCGCCGUCGCCAGCCUCAGAGGAUUCGGGCUUCAUGAGCGGGAACUCUACGAAAUCAAUCACAUCCCGCCCGAGUCUAUCGUCAAUCGAACUGGGCUUCAGAGGUAUGACGACGCUCGUGGCGGCCACGUCGUUUGACUCUGGUAUUUCUGGAAUAUCACCGUCAUCGACAAGCUCCGACUUUGAAGCCAUUCUAGCUGGCCAACUCAAGGAAAGGGAAAACUUGGACACUGCCUUUUCUCGCUCCAUAUCUCACCCGUCCUUUGACAGCCAGAACGAGGAACCACUGGAUACCGGCCCAGCGUUCCAAUAUUUCUCGCAGACCAUCGACCUCUCCAGCCAACAGUUGACAAAUGAGCAGUUCCAGGCCGUCGUUCCUGACUGUCUGAAUAAUACGAACGUCACCAGGGUGACCCUGAAUGGGAAUCGUAUCACCAGCAGUGCCUCGGUCUGUGCGCUAUCCGAUGUUCUGCUCAAAUCGUCAUCCACCCUGACCUACGUGGACUUAUCGGACAACCAGUUUGGCGAUGAGGGACUACGCUGCCUGCUUCCGGCCUUCAGCAAAUGCACACUGCUUGAGACAGUCAUGCUCAGAAACUGCAAGUUGUCGUCGAACGCUCUGCCUUGCCUCAGCAAUAUUUCGGUCCUGUGGCCACGAGUCCAAGAGCUGGAUAUUGGCCUGAAUGACUUCUCCGUUGUGCGCGAUAACACCAGGCUGACAUGGCUAUCACUGGCCCAUCGCAUUAGGAAGCUCAAUGUCGCCGAUGCUGGCGUGCCAGAUGAAGAUAUGAAUGUCAUCAACUCAGAACUGAAAGGUCACCAAAGCGGUAUCACCGGCGGCAAGCGAUCUCUGCCUCACUAUGUCCGUGACCUGCUCACCAAUGGUAUCUACAUCGGGUCAGAGGGCGGCCAGCUCCGGCACGGGCCUGUUCUGCUGGAAUUUCCGCAGGACUGUGUGAGCGAGCCGCGAUGGGUGAAGUGGCCACGGCUAACAUUCUACGGCCGCAACCUCUCCUUCCAGGGACAGGAAGUCAUCAUGGGACCGACUAUUGAGCUCGGCCCGUCCCAGGAAUUCGACAGGCCAGUCUCCAUCAAAGUGAACGAUUCCAGGAUGAAUGGCAACCAAGAGUCAAUAGCAUUGUUCAGGUCAACAUGCCUGGAUCUGUAUGAUGACAUAUCGUGUGACGUAGAGUUGAACGUGGAGGAAGCCUUCCUGAAAUUCUCUACCCUGCAUUUCAGCGAGUUCAGAUGCGGGUUCUGCGAAAAGUCGAACACUGCCGGUGAGGGUUCCGUUCGAGAGAGGCUGAAGCAGCUGACGUCUGAGGAUCUCACCAUUCUACUGAACGACUUUGACCGCAAGCAGGUGCUGGUGUUCACGGCGGAGUACCUUGAGUUUGAGGAGAACUUUCAGGUCUGCCUGAAGCUACGCACGGUACCUAUAGCCUACAGGGAGCACGAGGAGAGCGAGAAGUGCUUCAAGCCUAACAGUGGCUUCCUGUGGACGGGAGCGCCGUACGGUCGUUACCCCGUCUUGGACCCGGUGCAGUACAACUUCCACGUCCUGCUGAAGCCCAGCUCGGCAGAUGUAAGGAUCACCGAUUCCGUGAGCACCAUGGUGCGCAACGAACCCCUGGAGGUGACCAGCAACUUUGUCGUGAGAAGGCCAGCCAGUGGUCGACUUCAGGGCCGCGCCGUGUGCCACUUCACAAAGAAGGACAGUCCGGACGGAAUGGAGGACUCGGUUCUAUUCUAUGUCGACAUUCCCGCUAAAGGUGGCAACCGGCAUCGGGCACUAUUUAUCGACUCAACCGGGCAGUGCGAUUUCAGGGACGUUCCAAUCGAAAAGCCGGCGAUUGAGGCUGAUGGUGGUGUCACUCAGCAACUGAGUGGAGAUAGCUAUGAAGGGCAUGAGAACCCAUGGACCAAUCCGCGCUUUGAUCGCGAGUUUUACAAGAAGCUUCUUCAGAUCAACCCCACGUUGUUCCGCAUUGAAGCCAUCACAGCCGGUCUGCUAACUGACCAAAUGAGCCGAAUGCUACUGGCAUCGCAGAACAGUGACCCGUUUGCUCACAACAUCAUGCUCCUGGACUUCAUCAAGCCAAACGGGAUCACAUCCUUCCGCCAGCUGCUGUCGGUUGUCAAGGAGAUGAACUAUGAACCGCUGUGGACCGGUCUGAAUGGUCUUCUACCGACAAGCGCUCCAGCAUCCAGUAGGGCAGUAGCAGCAGCAGCAGCAGCACCUGCCUCUGCAAACAGCAGGUCUGCGUUUCCUGGUGUACCCGACAUCUAUGUCCAGAGCCGGGAUUCAUCGCCCAGUCCACUUCCAUUGUGCCCUGCAUAGGUUGCUUGACGACCAUAGUGAUCACCUUCUGGCAGUCCAGCUCAAACCUUGGUGACGCCCUGCUCUUGGUCCGCAAGUCAAGCACAUCAUGCCAUGCACUUGUGUGCUUUCACGAGAGCUCUCUACUGCCUGGCAGACGACACUUUCCCAGCACUGGCACUGCAAUGCAACGGUGCGGUUCCUGUUUGAAGUGGCAUGGCCCUUUGGCAGAGAUACUUUCGAAUAGUGUAACUAGCUGCAGGGUAUAAUGACACGCCAGCAGAUGGUAACGACCUCCUUUGAUGAGCAAGACAAUGAUUUAGUAAUAUUCGUAAGUGGCGAGAGUUGACAAGGGGACAAGUCUGAGAAAACCAUGGCCUGUCACCAGCAGGACUUGGACCAUGGGCAUGUACUAUAGACCAGCAAUGCCUUACCAUCAAGCCGCUGUGUAGAUAUCAGUGAUUUCAGUGACACUGCAUUUAUUAGUAGCCCGAACGUGCAGGAUCCUACUACAGUACAACCUCUCAAGGCGACCGCUUGGACAAUGCGACCACCUGUCCUAGACGACCACUAAAGCCAGGAUCAAAGGAUACUAUUUCCAUGCAGUCAAAUGACCCUUGAUAUGGAGACCACCUGGUAACAGAGACCACAUUUUGAAGGUCCCUUGAGCGGUCGUCUUAGACACCUUUCACUGUACUUAUAAUAUGUUUCAUGCAUUCUCCUCAGAAAGGGUAGGUUUCAUGCAUUAUUCUUGAUCAUGGAACAUAUUACCACUUGAUUUUAGCCAAUAACGUUAGAUGAUCACGCUUGAGUUAGCUUUCUUAAUAUGCUGGAGGCGAAGAAAAAGCUGUAUCCAUCCUAUCGAUCUUCUCGCUACCCAGCUAUAUUAGCACAAUCUGUACUGCUGAACCACAGAUUUUCUUUGCAGCAUGUCUGUGCUCAAACUAGUCUGAUCAAGUGAUCAUGUUGGUUGCGUGAAGCGGUAGUCAUGCAGGAUACUACAUUGCUCUUUCUCUGUAUUGAUUUUAUGUUCGCCAGUGCAGCUUAUCUUGCUCUCCGGAAGCAGUAUUUUGUAAAUUGAUAAUAUCAAAAUUAAUUAUACUUCAAGGAAGUAGAGAUAAGCUUCUCUAAAUGAUUGCAUUUGCGCUGGUUAAAAGACACCAGCAUCAGCCUGUGCAUUGAGAAUACUCAUUUACGUUGCCAUCUGCAGCACUCAUUGUUAUCCGUGUGCGCGUGCAUUCUUGAAACAUGUUGAAGUUUCGUUUGCAUCACAUCAACAACAUGCCUAUGUUCCUACCAACGAACUUGUAAUGAUACGUUUA
Sycon ciliatum is the source of this 5118-nucleotide messenger RNA. RefSeq lists its product as uncharacterized. NCBI's taxonomy places the organism in Eukaryota, Metazoa, Porifera, Calcarea, Leucosolenida, Sycettidae. The record is from RefSeq and is a predicted model, not a curated record. Gene Ontology annotation, molecular function: protein binding.